GCUGCCGCUGCAGAGAAAAGCUAUGGGCUACAACGUUCUGCACCAAGACAAUUCCACAGACAUUGUGUGUCUGCUAAUCAAACGAUCACCUUGUAAAUGCUUUACAGAAAAAAAAAAGCUUCCGGCGUCCACCAGCUCCGCCCAAUAGCGCGCCCGCCUCGCGCAAGCAUGGCCCGCCGGCCAGCCGUGCAUUCCAGUCUUCAAGCCCGGCGCGCCACGGACUCCCUCCCAACCUUGUUGUUUCCCGGUAUGCCCAAUGCCAAUGAACCGGUUGCGCACGAUCGGCAAAACAAUCUCAUUGCUGGCUGGCAGGCUUGUUUGGGUGCGAGUUAGUCCACCCACACCCCCCCUCCUUGGCCCAAUACAGUCCCACCAGUGCUUGUGAGCCCGGGUUGAAGGCUUUGGUAUCCAAAGCAAGCAGCAUGCCAGUUAACGCCCCUGUGUAUGUUUCCUAUGCGCGCCGCUUAAAAUGAACAUCUCUGCCGUGUGUUGCAAACUGGUAUAAAGACGCCCGCCUCCUCCCCAAGGUCCCAUCGAAUCCUUCCUCUCACCAUCCCACUCCAGUAACAAUAUACUCUUCUCACACCCGUUACAUAAACCUUUUCCAACUUAUUACCUUUACUACACAAACCGUCAACAUGCAGUUCGCUAUUGCCACCGUUGUCCUCGCCGCCGUUGCUGUGGCCGCUCCCCCCGAGAUCCCCAACCUCUCCAAGAUGACCGCUGGUGAGGCCGGCGAGUACUGUGGCUCCGGCAUGGAGCUCAACUGCUGCAACCGCCAGGUUGACACCAAGACCGCUGACAUCGGUCCCCACCAGUCUGGACUCCUUGCUGGUAUCCUCAACGGUGCUCUUGGUGGUGCUGGUGGCUCCAUUCUCGGUGACUGCUCUCCCAUCGAUGUUGCUUCCCUCAUUGGUGCCGGUGCCAUCCUCAACGGCCAGACCUGCCGUGGCAAGGUUGCUUGCUGCAACCGCUCCCAGUCCGUUGCCGUUGGUGGUCUCAUUAACGCUGCUCUUCCUUGCAUCGCCCUCGGCUCUGUCAUCAACUAAGCUUCUUUUACCACGGGGUCUGUAUGAUGUGUGGAGGAUUACGGGAGCAUUCUACAUAUUAGCUUGAGUUCUAAUUGCAGUCUUCUGCAGCUUUAAUACCAUUCUCUUGCUUUUUGU
This is a messenger RNA of [Torrubiella] hemipterigena, 1166 nucleotides long. NCBI's taxonomy places the organism in Eukaryota, Fungi, Ascomycota, Sordariomycetes, Hypocreales, Clavicipitaceae. The record is from the annotation of a GenBank genome assembly.